Trichosurus vulpecula (common brushtail) is the source of this 1224-nucleotide messenger RNA. It is a transcript of the gene EN1, whose product is annotated as engrailed homeobox 1. Gene Ontology annotation, molecular function: RNA polymerase II cis-regulatory region sequence-specific DNA binding; DNA-binding transcription factor activity, RNA polymerase II-specific. Gene Ontology annotation, cellular component: nucleus. The coding region runs from base 1 to 1224 and encodes 407 amino acids. Lineage: Eukaryota; Metazoa; Chordata; Mammalia; Diprotodontia; Phalangeridae. The transcript has 3 exons. Gene Ontology annotation, biological process: neuron differentiation; multicellular organism development; regulation of transcription by RNA polymerase II. The record is from RefSeq and is a predicted model, not a curated record.
AUGGAAGAGCAGCAGCCCGAGCAUAACAGUCAGCGCGACUCCACCAUAGGCACUGCGAGCCACAGCAGCAGCAGCGGCAGCAGCGGCAGCAGCAGCGGCAGCAGCAGCAGCAGCAACAGCAACAGCAGCAGCAGCGGGAGCAGCAGCAGCGGCAGCGAUGGAGACAGCGUCCCAGUGUCCCCGCAGCAAGCUCCCUCCUCUCCUGCAGCACCCUGCCUCCAGCCCCUACCCCACCACCAUCACCACCACCACCACCACCACCACCACCAUCACCACCAGCCCCCGCCGCCGCCGCAGCCGAUGCCAGCGCCUCCUCACCAGCCUCCCCCACCGCCGCCGCCGCCGCCCCAGCAGCACCGCACCACCAACUUUUUCAUAGACAACAUCCUAAGGCCAGACUUUGGUUGCAAGAAGGAGCAGCAGCAGCAACAGCAGCUCUUGGUUGGAACGGGAGGAGGAGGAGGAGGAGGAGGAGGCCGGACGGAGAGAGACAGAGGCCAGACAGCCGCAGGUAGAGACCCGGCCAAUUCUCUGGGCACGAGGCCGGCCAACCCGGCCUCACUUCUCUGCCCGGCAGAUGCGAACUGUGUGACGCCCGACGGCUCCGCGCCGGCUCCGGCCGCGGCCGCUUCCAAAGCCAACCCAGCGGCGGCGGCGGCUGCUGCUGCCGCCGCCGCGGCGGCCGUGGCGGCUGCCGCAGCUGCAGCAGCGGCUGCGUCCAAGCCUUCGGAAGGCAGCGGGGGCAGUACUGCAGCAACUGGCGCUAAAUACGGGGAACAUGGGAACCCGGCUAUUCUACUCAUGGGCUCGGCCAACGGCGGGCCAGUGGUUAAAACUGACUCGCAGCAACCGCUAGUAUGGCCCGCUUGGGUCUACUGUACGCGUUAUUCAGAUCGCCCAUCUUCUGGUCCCCGCACCAGGAAGCUGAAGAAGAAGAAGAAUGAGAAGGAAGACAAGCGGCCGCGGACGGCGUUCACCGCAGAGCAGCUGCAGAGACUCAAGGCGGAGUUCCAGGCGAACCGCUACAUCACCGAGCAACGCCGGCAGACCCUGGCCCAGGAGCUCAGCCUCAACGAGUCCCAGAUCAAAAUCUGGUUCCAGAACAAACGGGCUAAGAUCAAGAAGGCCACAGGCAUUAAGAACGGCCUGGCUCUGCACCUCAUGGCCCAGGGACUUUACAACCAUUCCACGACCACGGUACAGGACAAAGAGGAGAGCGAGUAG